UACAUUAAGGCACAGAUGUUGCAGCCAGCACAGGAGCUUAAUGCUGUGUGUGACCGGUGCACGGCGACCUCUUGUAUGUGGGUCGAGCAGAAGGGUAGAACAGGCGCUGGAGAAGGGAAUGUAUCAGGAAGGCAGAGUGCUCCGAACCCAGGAGGGGAGUGGAUUCUGAUUGACAGGAGAGGUCCGUCCUCUGGGGAAUGUGAACCAUGCAGGUGGAUGCGGCGUUUGUGCUCUUCUGUGUUUGGCUGGCGGGCGCAGCUGGGAAGAUGGUUCAGUCGAGAGGUCACAAGCUGGAAACCUACAAACAAAGCAGGUUGCGAAGAGAUGCCAGGAUGGAUGGCGGAGGAGGUCACAAAACUGGAAGCCCAAUUUACAAGCGAAGCCCAGACAUGACAAAAUCUCUGAUGACAAAAUCCGAGCAGCUCCUGAGAAUAGACGAUCACGAUUUCACCAUGAGGCCAGCGUUUGGAGGUCCUCCAAUUCCUGUUGGUGUAGAUGUUCAGGUUGAAAGUCUGGAUACCAUCUCAGAGGUGGACAUGGACUUUACCAUGACGCUGUACCUGCGUCAUUACUGGAAGGACGAGCGGCUUUCCUUUCCAAGCACCAACAACCAGAGCAUGACCUUCGACAGUCGCCUGGUGAAGAAAAUUUGGGUUCCUGACAUGUUCUUUGUUCACUCUAAGCGCUCUUUCAUCCACGACACCACCACCGACAACGUCAUGCUGAGGGUUUAUCCUGACGGCAAUGUGCUCUACAGUCUCAGAGUCACAGUCACUGCUAUGUGCAACAUGGAUCUCAGCCGCUUUCCCCUGGACACCCAAACCUGCUCGCUGGAGAUUGAGAGCUAUGCGUACACAGAUGACGACCUGAUGCUUUACUGGAAGAAAGGAAACGAAUCCCUGAACACAGACGACAGAAUAUCUCUGUCCCAGUUCCUCAUCCAGAAAUUUCACACCACCACCAAGCUGGCUUUCUACAGCAGCACAGGCUGGUACAAUCGUUUGUACAUCCACUUCACCCUGCGGCGCCACAUAUUCUUCUUCCUGCUGCAGACUUACUUCCCUGCUACUCUCAUGGUUAUGCUCUCCUGGGUGUCGUUCUGGAUUGACCGAAGGGCUGUCCCCGCCAGGGUACCGCUAGGCAUCACAACCGUGCUGACCAUGUCCACCAUCAUCACCGGGGUCAAUGCUUCGAUGCCUCGGGUCUCCUACAUCAAAGCUGUGGACAUUUACCUCUGGGUCAGUUUUGUCUUUGUCUUCCUUUCGGUGAUAGAGUACGCAGCGGUGAACUACCUCUCCACCGUACAGGAGAGGAAAGAGAGGAAGCUGAGGGAGAGACUUCCAUGUACAUGCGGCAUUGGCAACCCUGAUGAAAUGAUGAUCGACCCCCAGAUCACUGGAUAUGGGUCCACAGAUGUCAACAUCACAGGAAAUUAUGGGUUGCCAGAAAACGGGGGCCGCCAGGAACGAAUUUUGGCCCAAGUGGCACUGAACGACCCACAGAUCACAGGCCAGGUGAAGGCAUCUAGAGGCUACGUGAACAUCUGGAUAGACACCCAUGCCAUAGACAAGUACUCAAGGGUCGUCUUUCCUGGAGCCUACAUCCUUUUUAACAUCAUCUACUGGUCCAUCUACUUGUAACCUGUGAUGCAUGAAAUGCUGUUUUGUGCAUGCUGGGACAGCAGGGGCUCAGCUCAGGAAAGAUGAUGCUGCACUUGAAGUGUUUGGGACAGAGAAACUGCGCAUGAGAUGCAUGGGGACCACUAACAGAUUGGUGACCAUUGCCUUCUUGACCCAGCCACUUAACACCGAAAUAUGAGCGACCAACUAACAGGACAGUCAUCGAUAGUCACUUCAUCAGUUCUCUGGUUUCUGCUGUAUCUAUAGUUCUGUAUCUAUAGUUCUGGUGACAGAAAGAUGUCUGGAUGCUGUUGUCGCCUGAGGACGCAGAGAUGCACGUACAUGGACUUGUGUCACUCUUCAGGCUAACUACUUCUAGUUCUAGAUGCAGUGACUCCAAGCACACGUUCAACACCGAAAGUGUGAACUGAAAACAUACUGACAUUGGCUAGCAUUGCCAGCAAAUAGAUGGAUCCUUUUUCCUCUUCUUAUGAGCUACACCUGACAAUCAAUAAGAGACUAAAAAUAUUUAAAGGUAUAAUUUAACAUGUUGAGAAAUAUGUUUGUUUGUUAUAUAGCGGCGAGAAACUUGAUACCACUCUCAUACUUGUAAUUAAAUAUAUGGCUAAAUCCAGUAAUAGCCAGUUAGCUUAGCAUAAAAACCCUAACCAGGUUAAACAGCCAAGGUACUUGUUUCCGUCCAGCAUUUCUAUAAUAACUACAGCAAGUUAUAUAUUUUGACUGAAUCCAUACAGAAACAACCAUAAAAGCCUGGUUUUAUAGGGGGAUUAGUGCUACUAUUUCUCUACCGGUAUAAAUGCUUAGCUAAUACUCAGAAGUCCUACUAUUUUUCUAACGGUAUGACUGCCUAGCUAACGCUCAGAGGCAAGAAAGAGUCUGGCAAUUAAAUUCCCAACAGAAUGUCAAUUUUUAUAAAGAUUAAAAAAACAGAUUACAUCUUGUUAAUUAGUCAGCCUUUGAGGUGGUAGUUGGCAAAUUUCGCCCAGCUGCUUCCCCCUUUUCCCCAGUCUUGUGUGCUCAGCUCAGCCGUCUCCUGGCUAGACCUUCAUAUUUACUGCAGACAUGAAAGUGAUAUCACCACACUCUCCCAACUCUGCACGAAAGCAAAUAAACAUCUGAAUGAAA
Messenger RNA from Pundamilia nyererei, 2765 nucleotides. Its product is annotated as gamma-aminobutyric acid receptor subunit rho-1-like. Gene Ontology annotation, cellular component: membrane. Bases 207 to 1640 code for a protein of 477 amino acids. The transcript is spliced from 11 exons. Gene Ontology annotation, biological process: monoatomic ion transmembrane transport. NCBI's taxonomy places the organism in Eukaryota, Metazoa, Chordata, Actinopteri, Cichliformes, Cichlidae. Gene Ontology annotation, molecular function: extracellular ligand-gated monoatomic ion channel activity; transmembrane signaling receptor activity. The record is from RefSeq and is a predicted model, not a curated record.